AUGGACAACCAAGAAGAAGACUUUUCUUCUUUAUCAAUAGCAGAUAGAUUACAGCACAAAUCUUGGAAGGCCCGUGUAUCUGCUUGCGAGGAUCUCACAAAGCUAUUCAAGAUCACCACUGAAGAUGGAGAUUUUCACACAUACGAAUCCUUUCUCAAGAAGCUUGCCGUGGAGCCAAAUGCCGUUGCGCAAGAAGCUGGUUUAGCUGCACUUGUGGAAUACGUCAGCAACGCACCUAAUGCUUCAAGCACACGCGAAACCAUGAUACCUGCUCUUGUGGAGAAAUGUCUGGGAGCAACCAAAGCAGGCACAAAGCAAAAGGCAACAGACAUUAUAUUACUUUAUGCAGAGAUUGAUACACCAGAGCCCGUCCUUGAAUUUGUGCUGCCUGGUUUGAAUGCAAAGCAGCCCAAGUUAGUCACUCAGACAGUCGUCGUGCUCAAAGAGCUUGUUCGACAAUUUGGCAUCAAAAAGGUGAAUCCAAAGCCUAUUCUCAAAGUGAUUCCCAAGUUAUUUGGCCACACAGACAAAAAUGUUCGAGCAGAGGCAUCUGCAUUAACAGUGGAAUUAUACCGUUGGAUUGGGCAACCCUUAAUGCCAAGUAUCAGCACCUUAAAACCAGUUCAAAUCAAAGAAUUAGAGGAAGCUUUCUCGAAAUUACCUGCCGAGAAACCAACCCCUGAACGUCUGAUCCGAUCUGAACAGGCCAUUGAAGAGCCAGAACAAGCACAUGAUGAUCAGGAAAUGGGAGAUGCUCAGGGCGACAAUGAUGAUGACAUGGAGGUAGACGAAGUAGAUGCUUUCGAUUUCGCCGAUCCAGUGGAUAUUACUGCUAAAUUACCGUCCAACUUUAAAGAGCUGAUUGAAUCAAAGAAAUGGCAGGAAAGAAGAGAGGCAUUGGAUGCAUUGCUGGAGCAGGCGAAAACUGAAAAGAUCAUGGACAAGGAUUACACAGACUUGAUAGCAUUACUAGCCAAGCGCAUCAACGAUUCUAAUAUAUUACUGGUGGGAGCAACAGCAACAUGCGUCGAGAAAAUAGCCACUGGAUUACGAACAGAUUUCGGCAAAUACAAGCCCAUCAUUGCACCUGUGAUGAUUGAAAAGCUAAAAGAGAGAAAACCGGCCAUCUUGGAGCAACUCGCCAACGGCCUCAACGCCGUAUUUGCAUCUGUGCCCAUGUCUGAGCUGAUUGAAGAUGUUACGGCUGCAUCCAAACACAAAAACCCACAAGUCAGAUCGGAAUGCUUCAAGCUGGUGUCGAGACGAUUAAAGGAAGUCAAGGAAAUCCCUGGGAAACAGGAGAUCAAGGCAUUUGCAGAGAUGUUUAAAAAGCUAUUGGAUGAUGCGGAUGCCAAUGCACGCGAAGCGGGUGCUGAGGGUUUGGGUACCUUGAUGAAACUGAUAGGCGAAAAGCCAAUGCUGGCAUUCACGGAUGGGUUGGAUGAUAUCAAAAUGGGUAAAAUCAAAGAAGCUUGUGAAAAGGCGACAGUGAAGGCAAAGGUCAAAAAGGCUGCUCCCCCUCCUGCUGCUGUCAAGAAAGCGCCUGCCACUGUAAGAAAGCCUGCUGCUGCACCGAAACCAGCACCAAAAGCUGAGCCCAUGGCCAUUGACGAGGAUCCAUACGCUGCUGCAACAGUGGUAACUCCUCCCAAGCGAAAACCUCCUGCUCGUUUAGCCGGUGCAAGUAGUAUGAAGAAGCCUGCAUUAUCAUCAGCAAAACCAAAGCCUGCUGCUGCUAGUGCUGCUACAGCUUCAGGUUCCAAAAAGAGCGCCAAACUACCUCCUCCCAGUGGUCCUGAAGAGAUCAAAUACAAAUUCUCCCCUGAAGAUGCUGAAGCGCGAGCCACUGAAUUCAUCCCGGAAGCGAUUCACAACGAUUUACAGCAAGCGCAAUGGAAAGUACGACUCGCAGCCAUGGAGUCCUUAUGCCAACACUUUGAACAAACGGAUGCUGCCUCCAUUGAACCCGAAAUUGUGAUUCGUUCCUUCUCCAAGAAGCCAGGAUGGAAAGAAAUGAACUUUCAAGUCAUGGGUAAAAUGUUCUUUGCUAUUCAGACACUGGCAGAGCAAUGUCCCAAAUUCAACAAGGCAUGUGCUGCUCUGUGUAUUCCUGCCAUGGUGGAGAAACUGGGCGACAUCAAGCUCAAGAAGCCUGCGGGUGAGUGUUUAGUGGCGAUUGCCGAAAAAAUAUCACUGCAGUUUGUAUUUUCGCAGGCGUAUCCCGUACUUAAGAAGGCAAAAUCACCCAAAGUGCUGGCGGAUUCACUCUUAUGGAUUCAUGCUGCUCUGAUGGAUUUCGGUAUUCAUGGUUUGCAAGUGCGUGAUUUGAUUGAUUUGUUGAAAUUUGGCUUGUCAAACACCAAUGCAUCGGUCAGAACAAGUGCAGUGACAGUAUUGGGUGCUUUGAGACAGUACAUUGGCCCAGAGGUCAAGUCAUUUGUAGAAGAUGUCAGCCCUGCGUUACUAGCUACUAUUGAGCAAGAAUUUGAACGUGUGUCUCGACUCGAUCCACCACAGCCCACAAAAGCACCCUCCGGCGCAGCUGGUGCAGCAGACGAUGGCGAUGAUGGAGACGCUAGUGCCAGUGCUGAUGCCAUUGAAUCGUUGUUUCCUCGCGUCGAUAUCUCUGGUCCACUGGGUAAAACAGUAGCAGAAUGCGGAGACGCCAGCUGGAAGAUUCGUAAAGAAGGGCUGGACAAAGUAGCAAGCAUUCUCGCUGAAACCAACAACCGCAUCAAACCUUCCUUGGGCGCUGAAUUCCCUGGUGUGCUUAAACAACGACUGAACGACAGCAACAAAAACUUGCAAGUGCAGGCAGUGGAUAUUACCGGUAAUUUAGCUGUGGCGAUGGGCAAGCCAUUUGACAAGUACGUCAAAGUCUUCACUGGGCCUAUCAUUGCUGUCUUAUCUGAUAACAAGGCCAAUGUAAGAGCGGCUGGUGUUGCUGCACUGGAGAACAUCAGGAAAUCGUGCUCCAUGGAGAUGAUGGCUCCCGUGUUUGGUACCAGUCUGGCCAACGAAACGCCUACUCUGCGCAAAGAACUACUGACCUGGUUCAGUACGGCCAUCAAAGAGGAACCUGAUGCUGCCAAAUUCGACUUGAAUGGCAUGAUCUCUCCCUUGUUUUCCUGCCUGCAAGAUCGUAAUGCGGAUGUGCGUAAAGCAGCUCAAUCUGCUCUUCCUGAAUUGAUUGGUGUGGUGGGCUACGACGCUGUGGUGAGCAAAACAUCUGAACUCAAGACUGCACAACGUCAAACCGUAAUGCCAUUUGUUGAGGCAGCGAGAGGAUCUCCUGGCGCUAUGGGUGGUGGUGGUGGCGGUGUCUCAUCUGCUGCCAGUGCGGUUGUAGCUGCGAAGAAGCGUCCCGAGUCGGCUCAUGCUGCAGCAGCAGAUGAUCAUGUGGGUAGAUCCCCCAGUGCAACUCCUAGUCGUAUGAAGACCCUUACCAGCAGAAAGAAGGUGGGCGGUAUACCUGCACCUCGAUCACAAGCCAUGUCACAAGCAGGUGCUGCUAGCGCUUCUGAAGAUGCUACUGCUCCCAUCUUGACAAGCGAACCUCGUGCUAAACAAAUGCGCGCCAAAAAGGAGAACAGAUGGCAAUUUGAUACGCCUAGAUCAGACGUGAUUGAUGGCCUCAAAGCCCAGUUUGAAGCCAACAUGAGCCCUGAACUCACUGCGCUGCUGUUUAGCACCAGUCAGUAUGCAGAGCGUGAUCGCUUGAAUGGUCUUGGUAUCUUGAACGAGUGCCUUGGUUCUCCUGAAUUGUGUGCCUCCAAGUACAAUAUCGACUAUGCCGACAUGAAGAAGCGUUAUGUUGCUAAUUUGGAUUUGAUCCUCAAGUACUUGACCAUCCGAUUCUUUGAUACCAACACCAGUAUGCUGAUCAAAUGCUUGGAUAUCACACAAAACCUUGUAGCUGUCUUGGAUGAAGAGGGUGUGAACUUAACUGAAUACGAAGCUGUCUCCUUUUUGCCCUUUUUGAUCAAUAAGGUGGGUGAUCCCAAAGAAGUGAUGCGUGCGCGUGUACGUGCUAUCCUCAACUCGCUUUGCCGCAUCUACCCUCCUAGCAAGAUGUUCAAUUGGUUGCUGGAGUCUGUGGCGAGCUCAAAGAAUGCAAAGGCGCGUGCAGAGUGUCUUGAGGAAGUUGGUGGUCUGAUUCAACAAAAGGGCGUGGAAAUCAUGCUUCCCAACAAGGCGCUGCCCUUGAUUGCUGUUCAUAUUGGUGAUAGAGAUGCUGGUGUCAGAAAUGCUGCUCUCAGUGCUAUUGCGCAAGCCUAUAUUCUGAUUGGUGAUAGUGUGAUGAAGUACAUGACCAAGCUUGGAGAUAAAGAAAAGAGUAUGCUGGAAGAACGUUUAAAGCGCACGAAACCAUCAGCCACCGUACUGGCAGCAGCAGAAAGAGAGCAGAGAGCUAGACAAGAAGCUGAAGAGAUGGAAGUAGAUGAGCUGCCCUCCAUUAGCAACUUGCCUCGUCUCGGUGGUAGAUCACAUAUUGGAAAGCCUAGAAGUAACCUUGUCCAUCCUCAACAACGUUCAGUUCAUCCUGUGCAAAGUAUACCCGAACCGGAACCCAUGGAGGAUGUUACGGAUGAUUAUGGACAGCGUAUUCCAGAGCCACAAUACGGCCAUCGCAAUCAGAUUGAUACCAGACGCACACAGCAAUUUGGAUACCACCAGCAUGCAGCUCCUGCCAUUCAGCAGCAACAACAACAACAACAGCAACAGCAACAGGCCUACGAGACGCAAGAAGACCUUGUGGACUAUAUCAUCACACAAAUUACAAAUGGCGAUCCACAACCCAGUAUUGAAGCACUCAAGAAUCUGGAUAAAUUCCUAUCUCAUAAUCCAGAGGCUAUUUUGCCUGAUAUUGAAGCUUUGAUCAACGCCAUUACACUGCAAGUACGUAUCGCUUACUCGUCUGUGGAUCCACGUCAGCCUGCUACAACGCGUCUUUGCAAGCAUCUCGUCAAUGCACUUGUCAUGCUCUUUUCCAACAGAGACUUGGCUUGUGCGGUGCCUCAAAUCUCAUUGAACCAUCUGUUGCAGGAACUGUCGCAUCGACUCUUGGAUCAAAAAAUGCUCGCUUUGGAAUCAGGCCCUCAGUUAUCAAAGGCAUUGAAUGUAGCCAUGGUCAAGGUAUUGGAGAAUAGUGCUAGAAAUGUCACUUUUAGUGCCUUGCUCUCCAUCCUAGCUCAGUGCUCUGCUGUAUUGCGUCCCGGUGAUUCACCCACUGCCAAAGACACCAAAUACACUGAACUCAUCAUGAAAUGUCUCUGGAAGCUAGCUAAAACCGUGCAGGACAACCUUAGAACUGGCAUACUGAACCCUGAUGAGCUUUUGUUUGAAAUCAACAACUUUUUCAUCAACACACCACCUCCAGAAUGGAAGCGCAGAGCCAGUGAAAAGGUGCCUUUGGGUGAGAUGCCACUUCGCACUGUCAAGACCUUGUUGUUGGAACUGGUGAAUGGCUUGGGUGACUCUAUAUUCCAACAUUUGACAUUGAUUCAGGAUCCACAGAGAAGCAGCGUAUAUCCCUACCUUCAUCAUAUGCUGGAGGCAUGUCGCAAAAAGGACAGAAUGCAGCAACAGCAACAUCGACAACCACCACUACCAGCUGCUGUUCAGCAACAUUCACCACAACCACAGCCUCAACAGCUGCCUACACAACAACAACAGCUUCGUCCACCGCAAUCUCCUCAAUUGCAGCAGCAGCAGCAGCAACAACAGACUACAGAGGAAAAUAGAUUCAUAUCACACUCUAGAAACUCAUCUCUCGGCAGACCCUCUUCUGUGUCGUCCUUCAAAUCCAACUCUAUGAUGCGAUCUCCCUCAAUGGCAUCACAUCCAUCUUCUAUGGAAGGAGACCACGUUGCUACAGAGAACACUCCGCAACCAACAAAUCAAAGUCCUCGCUUAACCGCGCCAUCCAUCAAUAACAGCCAUCCUGAACCAAUGCAAAUCGAUGAACCUCAUACGAAUGACACUACUCAUCACUCGCUAUCCGAUCAAGACCUCAAUGUGGCAUUGACGGCCAUAUUUAAAAAGAUUGGCACAAGAGAUCAAACAAAGCAAGGCAUUGUGGAGCUGUACGAAUUUCAAAAGACAUAUCCCUUGGCAGAAGCUAAAGUCAAUGGCUAUCUGCUGCAGACUGGAAAUUACUUUCAAAGCUACAUCCGAAGAGGUCUCAGUAACUUGGCAGCAGAGGAUAACGAGGCGAGAGCUACAGCACAGGCACAAGCAUUGGCAGCAGCACAAGCAGCGAGUCAGUCCAUUGCCGCUGCUGCUCAUGUAGCACCAACACCCACAGCAACCGACUACCAUCAUACAUCCUUCUCACCUACGCCUACUACACCGACCAUCAGCUCGGCGCCCAUGAUGGAGCAAACAUCCAAUGACAGACUCUCCUUUGAUAGUCAAAGUAACAGAGCAAGCGUCCAUUCAGCAGCAGGUGGAGAUGAUGCGGCAGAGAUAAAGUUGCGACUAUUAAGAUUACAACAGAAAUUUGGCUUUGUCAAACAGCAAGAGAUCGAGGAUUCAAAUCAUACAACAGCGACAAGCCCCACUGCCGCCACCAACAUUGGUGGCCUAUCUACCACGGAUUAUACCAACACGCAUCAGAUUACACCAUCCAGACAAGACACUUCCCCCACGUAUUCGCGUAGACAGUCGAGUAUGAGCAACUAUGAUUACCGCGAUGUCCAAGGCGAAUCAGAUAGACAACAGUCUGUUUCUGCUCUCAAGGAAAAGCUCGCAAAAAUGAAGCAAGUCAUUAGCUCAGCAGCUUCUUCUCCUAAUUUGUAA
This is a messenger RNA of Mucor velutinosus, 6801 nucleotides long. RefSeq lists its product as uncharacterized. The transcript has 13 exons. Gene Ontology annotation, cellular component: microtubule plus-end; kinetochore; spindle pole. Gene Ontology annotation, biological process: establishment or maintenance of microtubule cytoskeleton polarity; microtubule polymerization; mitotic spindle organization. NCBI's taxonomy places the organism in Eukaryota, Fungi, Mucoromycota, Mucoromycetes, Mucorales, Mucoraceae. Gene Ontology annotation, molecular function: microtubule plus end polymerase activity; microtubule plus-end binding. The record is from RefSeq and is a predicted model, not a curated record. The coding region runs from base 1 to 6801 and encodes 2266 amino acids.